AUGUCAUGCAGACUAAGGAAGACCCAGAAACCUCGGUACCAACAAAGCCGGGGCCACGGCUGCUUCGGCAAACACCAGAAGCACCCAGGAGGCCUGGGUCAUGCUGGCCGUGUGCAUCGCCCCAGGAUCAACUUUGGCAAACACAACCCGUGUUGCUUUGGAAAAGUCAGUCUGAGGGAUUACUGCAUAAAGAGUAACUCGAGCUUCUGCCCAACUGUCAACCUUGAUAAACUGUGGACCUGGGUCAGCAAGGAUCCACGGGUAAAUAUGGCCAGAAACAAAACUAGAGUUGCUCUUAUCACUCAUGUGGUGCAAUCAGGCUACUACGGAGUUUUGGAGCAGGGAGAGCUUCCAAAACAGCCUAAUAGCAUGAAGGCCAAAUUCUCCAUCAUGAGAGCUGGGGAGAGGAUUAAGCACUGA
Neogale vison (American mink) is the source of this 420-nucleotide messenger RNA. Its product is annotated as 60S ribosomal protein L27a-like. Gene Ontology annotation, molecular function: structural constituent of ribosome. The record is from RefSeq and is a predicted model, not a curated record. NCBI's taxonomy places the organism in Eukaryota, Metazoa, Chordata, Mammalia, Carnivora, Mustelidae. Bases 1 to 420 code for a protein of 139 amino acids. The transcript has a single exon. Gene Ontology annotation, cellular component: cytosolic large ribosomal subunit.